CUUUCAACACGCAUUACAAACGUCACCGAUGUCCACGGUUUUGAUAAUGUUGACUAUUUGUGUAAAUUGAGCAAGCCAUCUACAAUGACUGAAGAUCAAGAUGUUAAAGAUUCACAAUCAGACUCAGGCAGCAAAACUUUUGCCAAAAGCAAAGAUAAGAAAGCAAAGCUUCAACGGCCGCUGACAAAAAUAAUACUGCGACGGCUGCCACCUUCUAUGACGGAGGAAGCAUUUUUAGAACAAGUAUCGCCGAUACCGGAUCAUGAUCACUUUUACUUUGCUAAGCCAGAACCAUCUCUGGGCAAUAAUGUUUACUCCAGGGCGUAUAUAAAUUUUGUAAACGUUGAGGAUAUAUAUCUCUUCAGAGACAAAUUUGACGGUUACGUGUUCUUGGAUGAGAAAGGUGUUGAGUAUGUAGGAAUUGUAGAAUAUGCACCUUUUCAAAGGAUCCCAAAAAAGAAGAAAAAGAAGGAUCCAAAAUGUGGGACUAUUGAGAGUGAUCCUAUUUAUCAGGAAUUCGUAGAAAACCUCAGUAAAGAUCAAGAUACUGAGAAUCAACCAAAACUUGAAUAUUCCUAUCCUGUUAUUGACACAAAUGACAAAAAAAUUCAGUCAACCCCUUUGUUAGAAUAUCUUGCUGCACGCAAGCAAGAUAAGAGAGGACGCGAUGAACGCAGGAGAAGAGAAAAUGAUAAACGUAAAAUGAGAAUUGAAAGAAAAUCUAAAGAUGCUCCUAUUAAGGAAGACGAAUAUCCUGAAAAUGACAUCAAGAAAAUUAAACCAAGAGAUGGAGAAAAGGAUAAGGUAAGCAAUGAAAAGGAUGAUGACAUUAAAAGUGACAGCAAGGAUAGUACAAUCUUUGAAUCCAAAACAUACAGAGAUCAAAGAAAAAUUGGCAGCAGUGCAAUUGAUAAAAAGAAAAAGAUAGACAGCGAAAAAAAGGAAAGCUCAAGCAAAGAUGAAGAUCAAGAUGAUGACAAAAUUGGCAAAAAAGAUAGACGUGACAAGUUCAAGGAAUCUCCUCGUGAACAAAAGAGCAAAAAAUAUAGUGACACCAGAAAGGAAAGGUUAAAGCAAGUAGAGUUGGGGAAAUCUGAUAAACAGUCUGUUAUAAAUAAAAUUAUGUUAUCUGAAGGCAAAUCCAAAUCUCUAAAUCAUGAUGAUAUUAAACCAUUCACGCAAUUGCCUCAAGUAAAGACUGAUGAUUUAGCAAAAAUAAUUGAGGAUUUGGACCGCAAAGCUAAACUUGAUGAAGACCUUAAAUCACAGAAGGAGUAUCUGCGAGAAAAACUUAACUUAAAAUUAAAACUUGAUGGUGAAAUUACUAAAAUAAGAAGGAACAGUUUUGACGCUGGUGACAUGCCUAGGGAGGAAUCUGCUUUAAAGCGACAGAAUUCUCUUGAUGACAGAAGCAAAUCCACUGACAGAGAGGGGUCUGAGGAGGCAGAAAAAAAUGACAGCAUUGACCAUCGUACUGAAAAGAGAAUAAGGAAUAAGGACCGGCCAAGUCUGGUUAUUUAUCAGCCAGGCAUGGGCAAGUUUAGUAAACAACGUAUGGCAAAGGAAAAAGACACGCCGCCAAUAGGUAAAUCUAUAAACGAAAGCGAAAAGAAAGACACUUGAGACGACGGCCACGGAACCCGAUAUUUGGACAUCGUUCAACGGAAUCACCCUGAAGCUGGCAUACACGUCCUUGCAGAUAGUAGAAGUGGACACUGACUGUGCUAACUGAGGGACCUAAUGUGUUUACUCACAGCUGUUGUUCUUUAUUGUGUAGUAAUUUACGCGCAAAUGAAUUCAACGUUGUUAUAAAAAUCAGUGUAAAAGCAUACAAUGCUCUAUAUUUUCAGCUUGUGACUAUUUUAGUUCAGUUUCUUUUAUUUCUUUUAAAUAUAAUUCAUUUUAAAUGGGA
Messenger RNA from Pararge aegeria (speckled wood butterfly), 1912 nucleotides. It is a transcript of the gene Upf3, whose product is annotated as regulator of nonsense transcripts 3B. Gene Ontology annotation, cellular component: nucleolus; cytoplasm. Bases 85 to 1623 code for a protein of 512 amino acids. Gene Ontology annotation, biological process: positive regulation of translation; nuclear-transcribed mRNA catabolic process, nonsense-mediated decay. The transcript has 6 exons. Gene Ontology annotation, molecular function: mRNA binding. Lineage: Eukaryota; Metazoa; Arthropoda; Insecta; Lepidoptera; Nymphalidae. The record is from RefSeq and is a predicted model, not a curated record.